CGCGUUUAUUUUUGAACGCGAGAAAACCACUCUUUCGCACUAUUAUGACGGAUUCAAGAUGGAAAUAAUUUUGAACAACCUGAAAAAUCACCAUGGCCACACAGCAAAAACUGCUAGCGCUCUUUGCAGGCUUGAAGUUUGAAGUUAUUCCAUCCAGAUUUGAGGAAACACUUGACAAAACCGCUUUUAAGUAUCCUUUUGAAUAUGUCUUGGAGAAUUCGAGACAAAAAGCACUAGAGGUGGCUGGGCGAGUCAAUAAGAGUGAUAAACCCACCUUGAUCAUUGGAUCUGAUACAGUUGUUGUCUUAGAUGAAGUUAUUCUUGAAAAACCAAAAGACAAGGAAAAUGCAUAUUCAAUGUUAAAAAGUUUGAGUGGUAAGGAUCAUGCAGUAUUCAGUGGGGUUACUCUUUUACAAAGAGAGGGUGCCAAAGAACCCUGCAUAACCCAGUUUUAUGAGGAGACAUUGGUGUCAUUUGGAACAUUAACAGAUGAAGUGAUCCAGGCAUAUAUUGCAACUGGAGAGCCAAUGGACAAGGCCGGAUCAUAUGGUAUUCAGGGAAUUGGUGGCACACUGGUCAAGUCUAUACAUGGCGACUACUUCAAUGUCAUGGGAUUUCCUCUGUAUCACUUUUGUGUUCAAAUGAGAAAAUUAUUUUCUGAUAAUAGUAGCUAAAGCUUAUAUGUAGUUUUUAUAUCCAUACAAUGAAUAAUGGAAAUCUUUCCUCUCGCCGAAACGCUCCACUCGCCAAUAAAAAAU
Messenger RNA from Pocillopora verrucosa, 758 nucleotides. The record is from RefSeq and is a predicted model, not a curated record. NCBI's taxonomy places the organism in Eukaryota, Metazoa, Cnidaria, Anthozoa, Scleractinia, Pocilloporidae.